UUUACAUAACGUAUAAAACAAAAAACACUUGUCAGAAAUUCUCUGUUAAAAAAAUCAACUGCCAGUUCAUCUGACAACAUUUGUGACGUUUGACAGCGUGCGCCGAAGUAAUAAGGUUAGAUCGCCUCUCCAAAACAUUGCACCACCUUGGACCCAGAAACUCCAGCCACCAUGGACGACGGUGAUUUUGAGUUGCCCGACGACUUAAAAGACGACGUCGAAAUCAUAUAUUCCGACUCGGAGGACGACGACGACGACCAGCCGGACCCCUAUUCCCUGGAGGACGUCCUUGAGUCCGUCGACAUCAACGACGAAGAAGUAGUUGACCUGGCCAAGUUUACGUUCACCAAACACACGCAGUCGGUGUUCUGCGGCGACGUGAGCAGCGACGACAAGUUGGCGGUGACCGGGGGCCAAGACGACGCCGCCUACGUCUGGGAUCUGGAGACCGGGGAGAUUGUCUUGGAAUGUACCGGCCACAGGGAUUCCGUGGUGAUCGUGCAGUUCAACCACACCAACCAGUACGUGGUGACGGCCGACAUGGGGGGCAUGAUACAGGUGUGGGACGUGAUCGACAAGAAGCUGAUCUGGUGCUUUGAAGGUGAUGACUUGCACUGGCUGACCUGGCACGGGCAGGCCAACGUUCUGGUCGCCGGGUUCCAGGCGGGCGACAUCUACGUGUGGCAGAUUCCCCAGGGCAACACCAAGGUGUUACCUACAGCUGGCUUUGCACACACAACCCAUGGUAAGAUAUUGCCCAACGGCAAACAACUGUUGGCCUCCUACCAGGGUGGGUUACUGAAACUGUGGGACUUGAAGACUGUGACGGCGGUGUGGCAAUGUAACUUAGACCAACCCAUAUUUUCGUUUGAUAUUAACGCGGACGCCAGCCUGGCCAUACUCACCCCAUCUGGGCAACUGGUUAAGAUGUCAGAUGGUAAGAUUGUAACCAGUUUUUUAGUCGGAGACGAGGCCGAAUCAGACAUGGAGGUGGCGCAUUUCGACAGUGACUUAGGAAUGGUUGUGACUGGAGGAUUGUCUGGAAUGUUGUGCGUCUGGGACGUCAGAAAACAGGCGCUAAGACACAAGGCUCAGCUGCUUGCCUCUGUAACGAUCCUCAAACAGGCAAAAAGCGGCAUAAUGUUCGUAGGAGGAGCUGAUGGGAUCGUAUACGUUUGUGAUGUAAAACAGGGCACUCAUUUGGAAACUCUGACAGGCCAUAGACAAGGAAUAUUAAGCAUGAAACCUUUUGCUAAUGGCACCAAACUGUUGACCACCGGAGACGAUGGUGUGGCCAAGAUUUUCGAUAUUAAAUCAUAAUUCCAUAUUCUUAUGUAACAAGGGACUUAAAUUUUCUAUAGAUGUUUACAAGAAUUUUGUAUUUACCUAUAUUAUCAUGUAUACCCUUUUGAUGUUCGAUGUACCCGGAUUGAUGCGUGUGAAUCGAAGGCUGUUUGUUAAUUUUUAUUGUUAUAUUCAUGCUUAUGAAUGAGAGUAUAAUAAAGAUCUGUUUUGUAA
Aethina tumida (small hive beetle) is the source of this 1518-nucleotide messenger RNA. Its product is annotated as angio-associated migratory cell protein. The transcript has a single exon. The record is from RefSeq and is a predicted model, not a curated record. Bases 172 to 1320 code for a protein of 382 amino acids. Gene Ontology annotation, molecular function: protein binding. NCBI's taxonomy places the organism in Eukaryota, Metazoa, Arthropoda, Insecta, Coleoptera, Nitidulidae.